This is a messenger RNA of Knipowitschia caucasica, 921 nucleotides long. The record is from the annotation of a GenBank genome assembly. Lineage: Eukaryota; Metazoa; Chordata; Actinopteri; Gobiiformes; Gobiidae.
AUGGGAGGACCGUCGCUAUGUCGCUCCAUUGUGCUGCUUCUCCUGUUGCAGUGUUGUCCGUCGGCAUGUGUCACUGUCACCAGUAACCGACACAAAGUGGAAGUGAAGGAGUUUUCAGACGCGGUGCUGUCCUGUCUGUACAAGACGGAGAGGGACCAGAACCCACGCAUUGAGUGGAAGAAGAGGGGGCGCGACGUGUCCUUUGUGUACUUUGACGGACACUUCAGAGGUCCAUUUGAAGGCAGAGCGACAAUCGACGGAGCAACGGUCACACUGCAGAGAGUGACUCAGGACGACGCCGGAGAAUACAGAUGUGAGAUCAGUGCUCCUCUGGACUCUGUGAGCCUGGGAGAGACCAACAUCACUCUCAAAGUGCUGGUUCCCCCUCACACUCCCUCAUGUGAGAUUCCCACCUCAGCAGUGACCGGCUCUGUGGUCAGACUGCAAUGUCACGACCAUCAGAGCAUCCCUCCUGCCACCUACUCCUGGUUCAAAGACUCUCAUCCAAUUAGCUCGCCCCGCCACCCCAACGACACCUACGUCCUCAACUCUCACACCGGAGUCUUGGAGUUCAAGUCUGUGUCUAAAGACGACAGCGGACGCUACAGCUGCCUCGCCUCCAACGGCAUCGGGACUCCCAAGAUGUGUGAAGCCAAAAACAUGACAAUAGAGGAUGUGAAUGUAACGGCGGUGGUCGUGGCACUGCUCGUGAUCGGACUCAUCGUCGCCAUCUGCAGCUGUGGAGGCGUCCUGCUGCAUCGUAACGGCUUCUUCAGUCGACACAGAGGGAGGUCGUUCUGGAUUACAGAGUGUCGCGAAGCCUCCGACCAAACGCUGCACCGGCCAGACGACAUGUCCAACGUCAACUACAUCCCUCCGCCGCAGGAGGACUUCAAACACACCCAGUCCUUCAUGCUUUGA